AAGCAGAAAUUGUCAGUGUGUUGUCAUAGUGUAACCAAAGCUUUGGAUCUUCUCAUGAACGCUUUGUAACACGGAAUUUGGUCAGGAUUGAAGACUAUAAUGUAUUUAAUGGGAAUUGAGUGAAGUCAUUAUUUGUUGGCCAGCUGAAAAAAAAUACGAAAAUGUCUGGCAAAGCACCUGUUAUUUCAUCUAAAUCAGAAUGUGUGCGGGUUGUUGUUCGUUGCCGGCCAAUGAAUGAAAAGGAAACGAGAGAUGGCCAUGAAAGGAUCAUUGAAAUGUAUCCGAAGAGGGGUGUUAUUGAAAUCAGGAACCCUAAGGGGGUAUCAAGCGAACCACCCAAGACCUUCACAUAUGAUUCUGUGUAUGACUGGAAUUCCAAACAGUUGGACUUGUACGAUGAGACAUUCCGUGGUCUUGUGGAUUCGGUCCUUGAGGGUUUCAAUGGUACAAUAUUUGCUUAUGGGCAAACAGGCACGGGAAAAACCUUCACCAUGCAAGGUGAGAAAAAUAACACUGAUCUCAGAGGAGUGAUCCCUAACUCUUUUGAACACAUAUUCCAACAUAUCUCUCGUAGUGAGAACCAGCAAUAUUUGGUGCGAGCCUCAUACCUGGAGAUCUACAUGGAAGAGAUAAGAGAUCUGCUGUCCAAGGACCAGCAUAAAACAUUGGAACUUAAGGAGAGACCUGAUACUGGUGUUUAUGUUAAGGACUUGUCUUCAUUUGUCACUAAGAGCGUGAAGGAAAUUGAACAUGUGAUGAAUGUGGGAAACCAAAACAGAGUGGUUGGGGCGACCAACAUGAAUGAACACAGCUCACGCUCACAUGCUAUAUUUGUGAUAACAGUAGAAUGUAGUGAGAUUGGAGCAGAUGGAGACAAUCACAUACGAGUUGGACGUCUAAACUUGGUAGACUUGGCAGGGAGUGAGAGGCAAGCUAAAACUGGAGCCACAGGGGAACGGCUAAAGGAAGCGACCAAGAUCAACCUGUCUCUGUCAGCUUUAGGUAAUGUCAUAUCUGCAUUAGUGGAUGGGAAGAGCACACACAUUCCUUAUCGGGAUUCCAAACUGACCAGGCUCUUACAAGAUUCACUUGGUGGCAAUGCUAAGACAGUGAUGGUUGCAAACAUUGGACCAGCCAGUUACAACUAUGAAGAGUCUUUGUCCACUCUCAGGUAUGCUAACAGAGCCAAGGAUAUUAAAAACAAGCCUAAGAUCAAUGAAGAUCCCAAAGAUGCCCUGCUCAGAGAAUUCCAGGAGGAGAUUGCAAGGUUAAAACAACAGUUAGAUGGGAAAGGUGGGCCGAAGAGGCCAAGAGAGAAGAGGAAGAAAACACGAAGAAAUGCUGCUGGUGAGUUGAUUGAGGAGAGUGAUGACGAGGAGGGCAGUGAAGGAGAUGAGGAGGCAUAUCUCAGAGAGCAGGAGGAGAAACUGGAGGAAGAGAAGAGAGCUAUCCUGAGCAACAAAACCAUGAUAGCUGAGGAAAAACAACGAUACCUUCAAGAACUCCAGUUUAAAGAGGAAAAGCUCCAAAAAGAACAACAUGCUAGAGAUGCAAUGGCUUCAAAGAUUAAGGCUAUGGAGAGUAAACUGUUGAUGGGAGGGAAGAACAUUGUGGACCACACGAAUGAGCAACAGAGAGCCCUAGACAUGCGCAGACAGGAGAUUGCUGAACAGAAGAAAAGAGAACGUGAGAUAGAACAGAAACUGGAGAAAAAAGAAGAAACUGCUUUAGAACUUCAAACCACCUAUGCAUCCUUACAGCAGGAGGUUGACAUCAAAACCAAAAAGCUGAAGAAGCUGUUUGCCAAGCUGCAGAUGACAAAGCAGGAGAUCCAGGACCUCCAGGAGGAGCACAGUAAGGAGAGGCAGGAGCUGGAGCAGACCCAAAUGGAGCUGACACGCGAACUGAAACUCAAGAUGUUGAUCAUUGAGAACUUUAUUCCACCUGAGGAGAAGAAUAAGAUCAUGAACAGGUCAUACUUUGAUGAUGAAGAGGAUUCCUGGAAAUUACAACCUCUGACUAAAUCAAACACAACCACAAUGGCCAAGAGGCCAGUCUCAGCUCUAGGCAACAGGAGACCCAUAUCCCAGUUUGCCAGGGUGGCCGCUGCUGGGGGGAAUCCCAGGUUCAAGGGUGAAAACAUUGUAAAUAUUGAGUUGGACAUGCCAAACCGGACGACCCGGGACUAUGAAGGUCCUACAGUAGCUCCGCGUGUUCAGGCAGCCCUUGAUGCUGCACUACAAGAUGAGGAGGACUUAGAUAUUGACGGCAGAACACAGACGACAAUAAAUAUAGACACGAAACCUUAUCCCUCUGUGUUUAAUGGCAAAUCUAAGCAGAAGGCAAAGAAGAAGUCUACUGAGCCAUCAGCCAGACCUAGGACUGGGAAGAAGACUGGGGGGUCACAGUUGUACCCAUCCUCCAGAGGCCUAGUGCCUAAAUAAGGCUGAGUCCCUAUCCAACCUGAGACUGACCUAUAACCAGACAUAGUGCUGAAGGGGCAACGUGAUACUCCCCAAGCUGUGGAGACUGCUUACAUGGAGACUGCCGUGUGAACGCUUAUGUGUAGUUUUAGUCAGUUUUGAACCUUCCAUUUACAGCUGCUGCGCUGUCUAACUUCGAAUACUAGCAGAAACAGGGCUGGCACAUAUGGUGUGCUCAACCUGAGUACCCCUGACUUAGACUCAGACAAAUAGGAGCACAAUGAGCUGUGUGGUCGAAGGCCAUCACCAUGGCUGCAUUGCUCUCUAUUUCCAAUUUUACAUUCACAUUUUCUCAUUGUAUAUAUGUACAUUUAUAUUUGUGUGAGGGCGAACAUCACAUAGCAAGUGGCAUAUGGUCGGCCAUCCCCUGCUGUACAGUGGUGGACAGGGCUGUUGGUUAAACAGUGUUCAUUCCCUCACUUUGACCUUCGGACAUUCAGGUACAUAGUGUCUGUGUUGAAUGCAACUAAUCUUGUUCUGACAUGCUAUAACCCUGUCUGAACAAUUUUUCCCCAUUCUUUGUCAGACAACGUGGAUAUACAUGCAUAACCUGUCAUCUAGGGUACUUUCACCGUACAUCUCUUCAUUAAAAUACUGCUGAUUACCUACUACCUGCCUGUUACUAGAUCCAGUCAUUUUUCCUUACCUGAUUCCCAGUUAUAGUGAUUUACAAAAACACUGCUUCAUUUCUAGGUGUCACAAAGCCAUUUACCUGCAUGAGAGUGCCACAUGAGCUUUAUAGUCACAGGCCUUGCUGAAGCAUUCUGUUCUUGUGUUUCAGUUCACAUGAUAAGAUCAACGUGUAAACAUGUAAUAGUAAUGCAUGUACAUGUAUUUAUAGCUAUUUAUACCGUGACUUUUCUGUGGUCACACUUAUUUGUUGUGUAGGCCUAAGUUGUACUGCAUUUCACACUGUGUUUACUAGUGAAGAAUUGAACAAAUGAUAAUGUGUGACUUUAUCUACUUGUAAAUGUCACAUUGUAGACAUUUGUUACCCACAGCUGAAUGUCAGUCUAUGCUCAAGUGCUAGUAGACGAGUGUGAAUGAGGGCUGUUUCUGGCUAUAGUUAUCCUGCCAUGCAAAUGAUUCUGCAGCCUCUGUAUAUGUCAUUACCCCAAUUCUUGUCAUUUUUGGGACACCUGGUGUGCUCUUUCUAGCCAGUAUACAUGUAAUUGAAGUAGGGUAUUUAGUUUCUUUUUAUUACAUGGUUAGACCAUCUAAUGGAUAACAUAUUCCUAUCUUUACUUUUCCAAAAAAACUAGGAGAGAAGUGGAAUUCUUUGCUUUCAGCACUACUAAUAUCUGUCCUAAAAAUUUAAUGUAUUAGGGUGGUUAUGGUCGGGAGACAAUAUAAGCCCUUGUAACCUUGUCAACCAUCAACGUCCCACAACACAAAAUGAUGGCAUGGGCCUGUGAUAUACACAUACACCAUAAACUUCUACAACAAACAUUCAUAAGUGGACUAGAUCAGGGUUAUUCAGAAUGUUAGUACAGAUGUAUUUGGAAAGUGUUUGAAUCUCAUUAAAUUUUUUCCUCGCCAUUUAGUAAGUGAAAUGUCAUUGCGCUCAUUUGGUAAGUCUGUGAAUGUAAAUGUUGGUUUGUAUGGCAUUGUCUACAAGUAUUUAUAGGGUCAUACCCGUAAAUAUCCAGUAUGUGAAGAAUCUGUCCAGCAUACUACAGACAUCAUCUUUAUUCCUUUGUACAUUUACAUUUUGACUUUAUUUUUUUUUGUCUAUUGCAUGCUUUAAUAUAAGGUUUUACUGUGAUAAUUCCGUCCUUAGUUGUCAGUAUUUCUUGGCUGAGUUUUGCUGUGUGAUAUUUUUAUUUUACUUUUAUUAUUUAUGUCUCUGGGCACUCUAGGUUUUCCAUAUCAAGUGUUGUAUUCAUAGAAUAAUUUGAUUUGACCUGGUGCGUAAAACUAACAUGAUCUCUGUGUGAUGACAAAGGCUUUAAAAUUUGAUUCAAUAAACUUAUCUGGUGAAUCUAAUCUGUAAAAGUCCAUCUUUUAUAAGUACAUGUAUACACUGUUAAUUCAUUGCUGAUUUGUAUUUAAUUAUGGAAAAUUGGUCAGCAUUUUUUGUCAGCCUGGCCAUUGUUCUCACCUUUUUUGUCAGCCUGGCCAUUGUUCUCACCUUUUUUGUCAGCCUGGCCAUUGUUCUCACCUUUUUAUGUCGCACUUAAUCAUAAUUUCCUUAUGGCUGUUUUGCAUGAUGAAAGUAUAUGUAUUCUAAUUUUAGUGGAGGAAUGCAAAGCUGUGAGGACAAAACGGUUUGCCCAGAAUAUCACCCAGGACACACCAAACCAGCAAGAAGCUUAUAAAAUUUUGAUUUCCUGCUAAACAUGUUAACAUUAAUUGUGGCAUUGUAAUGGGUAUGAAUAGUGGACGAAGUUUGUCCACAGUAUGUAACAGCUGAGUGUGGAUUUAGGCCAAUGCUUAGUAUGUUAUGUGGAAAUACACAGUUGGUUCUGUACCAGAAUUCCUCUCAGAUCUGAGUGAUUAUCCACUGAUAAUGAACUUCUUUAUUGUUGGUGGACCAGUAUUUGCAACGAGCUAUAUACUAGACAACGUUACCAAAUCAGGUGUGAAUCAACACACACCAUUUUCCGGUCAUCACAGGUACUAUAUAAGCUACAUGUACACAUACUUCCUACCGAUGAACACUCAAAUUUUUCUCUCUGGAAGACUUUUUUUUUUUGGUCAUGUGUCUCUGUGGAUAUGCUUUUAAUGGAAUGGUAAUACAGGGAAUUGGCUUGCAGGGAACCUUUCUUACCUGGCUUAGAAUGAAAAUGGAACUGGUCAGACUGGUAUUGUUGAUGUAUAUGUAUACAAUGUGGGAUAAAUUAUUCCUUGGUAUAGUCCAUGCUUAAUGUAUCCACAGUGGGUCCAACUGACCAUUUGCACAAACCCCUUAUAAAUAUUAUGUACUCUUAUACAUUUGAUGGCGAACUUUAUGCACGUAAGUAAUGCUGUGGAAUUGUCAAGUUGUAUCAGUUGUAAUUCACUAUUUAUUUGAUGAAGAUCAACAUAACAGAUGAUGCAACCCUUUGUAUACGUCAGAACAGCUCUGAAUAAAUGCCAUGCCUUCUA
Molecule: messenger RNA, 5570 nt
Organism: Liolophura sinensis
Lineage: Eukaryota; Metazoa; Mollusca; Polyplacophora; Chitonida; Chitonidae
Product: kinesin-like protein KIF3B
Exons: 25
Coding region: 162-2444 (760 amino acids)
Biological process (GO): microtubule-based movement
Molecular function (GO): microtubule motor activity; microtubule binding; ATP binding
Source: RefSeq, a predicted model, not a curated record